Molossus molossus (Pallas's mastiff bat) is the source of this 1382-nucleotide messenger RNA. RefSeq names its product UBX domain protein 2B (gene UBXN2B). The record is from RefSeq and is a predicted model, not a curated record. Gene Ontology annotation, molecular function: ubiquitin binding. Gene Ontology annotation, biological process: nuclear membrane reassembly; proteasome-mediated ubiquitin-dependent protein catabolic process; Golgi organization. The coding region runs from base 1 to 993 and encodes 330 amino acids. Gene Ontology annotation, cellular component: cytosol; nucleus. Lineage: Eukaryota; Metazoa; Chordata; Mammalia; Chiroptera; Molossidae. The transcript has 8 exons.
AUGGCGGAAGGUGGCGACGCCGAGCCCGGCGAGCGCGAGCGAGCCUCUGGGCCGCGGCCCCCGAGCGCGCGGGACCUGCAGUUGGCCUUGGCAGAAUUAUACGAAGAUGAAGUGAAAUGCAAAUCUUCCAAAUCUGAUAGACCUAAAGCUUCAAUCUUUAAAAGUCCACGAACACCACCUCAAAGGUUCUGUUCAAGGGAACAUGAAUACAGUGGAUUGCAUAUAGUUCGACCUUCAACUGGGAAAAUUGUGAAUGAACUUUUCAAAGAGGCAAAGGAACAUGGGGCUGUCCCUCUGCAUGAAGCCACAAGAGCUUCAGGUGAUGACAAGUCUAAGUCAUUUACAGGUGGAGGAUACAGAUUGGGUAAUUCCUUUUGCAAGCGGUCUGAAUACAUCUAUGGAGAAAAUCAGCUACAAGAUGUUCAGAUUUUGCUUAAAUUGUGGAGCAAUGGUUUCAGUUUAGAUGAUGGAGAAUUGAGACCUUACGAUGACCCAACAAAUGCUCAAUUUCUGGAGUCUGUUAAAAGAGGAGAAAUUCCCCUGGAGCUCCAGCGACUGGUUCAUGGUGGCCAAGUGAACUUGGAUAUGGAGGAUCGUCAGGAUCAAGAAUACAUUAAACCCAGACUGAGGUUCAAGGCUUUUAGUGGAGAAGGACAAAAACUUGGAAGCCUUACACCUGAAAUUGUCAGUACACCUUCCUCCCCAGAAGAGGAGGAUAAGUCAAUACUUAAUGCAGAUGUUCUUAUUGAUGAUUCAGUGCCAACAACAAAAAUUCAAAUCAGACUGGCAGAUGGAAGUCGUUUGAUACAAAGAUUCAAUAGUACACACAGCAUCCUGGAUAUUCGAGACUUCAUUGUACAGUCCCGCCCUGAAUUUGCAACUAUUGACUUUAUUCUUGUGACUUCAUUUCCAAACAAAGCGCUGACAGAUGAAAGCCUGACACUACAAGAAGCAGGUAUUCUUAACACUGUGCUUCUCCAGCAACUGAAAUAGUGCUGCUCCUGUUCAUGCAGUCGCGUGUAGGAGAGAAAACGUGCCAUAUCAACAAGGAAAACGUGCUUCUAAAAAUACCAAAUUGUUUUUAUUAUUUAUAUGGGGACAUUUUAGUUUUAUUCUUAUUCUGUCCUCCAGCCUGUGUAGAUGGAUUUGGACUAGGAGUAGAUCUUGAGAUAAAUAUGUUUGAGUUUUUACUUGUAGGGCUAUCUUAUAUUGAUAGCUUUUAAAUAUCCAGACAAAUCAAUGUGCUACAUGGUCAGACUUAAUGCAACAACAUUUGUUGGCAGAGAAAAUGAAUAAAACCCCAUUUUGAUAAAUUUGGUAAAAUUUGCAGUAAAGUUUCUUGAUGCUGCAUUGAUCGAGAGCCAUUAAGGAAUCUUUUGAUC